UCCGCCGCCUCAAGCGCUUCUUCCACAACUUCUCCGGCAACCUCGGCAUCCCCCGCUUCCGCCCCCAGCGAAGCCGCAAGCCCGUCUACUGCACCUCCGAGGACGAAAGCUUCGACUUCGAGCCCGAAGCCAGCCCUGGCGACAUGCCGCCAACCACCGACACCGAAUAUACCUACACCUACCGCUGACCACGUGACCGAUUGCAUAAACAAAAUUGACAUAAACUUACUUAAACUGUUCAGUACCGCCCCAAAUUUAUACGCAAGUGCACGCGCGACCCCGGCGCUAGCGCGAAACGCUUUGAGGUUAUGUAACCCGCGGCCCCCGAGGCGUUUUUGCGCCGGAAAAGCGGGAGUCGCGCUGGGGGUGAGUCUGUUGACGUGGCUGGGCUUCCGGGACGAGGACAAGGACAAGGAGUCGGAGUUGAUUAUGACGCUGAAGAGGGCGGUGUUGUGUACGAAGCGGGAGCAGUAUGAUAAGGCUGAACAGAUGCUGCACUUAGCGCUGCGACUGGCGCAGCAGGAGCAGAAUCACCAGGGGGUUAUUUAUUGUUUUGAUUUGAUGGCGAAUUUGGCGAUGGAUCGGUUGCAACUGGACAAGGCGGAGAAAUUAUUCGUUAGUGUUUUGCAGUUGUUGUUGGGGGAUGGGGUCAAAGAAAGUGACUUAAAAGUUAUUCAUGUUAGUUUGAAAUUGGCGCGAAUUUCGCAGUUGAAGGCUGACAUUGAGAAGGCUCAAAUGGGGUACAUGUGGUGUUUGGAGAAUAUUGAAAAGCAGAAAAAUGAUAGUGUGGAUGCGGAGAUGUUGUAUGGGGUGAUUCAGGACUGGUAUGCGCAGUUUUUGCUCGAUGUGGGGGACGCUCCUAAAGCUGUGGUUCAUUUGAGUGAGGCUUACAAUGUUUGUAAACGUACCAAGGGCCCCAAUAGUGAACAAAGUAUGCUCUUGUUGAACGAUUUGGGGACGACGAGCUUCAGAGCAGGUGAUAUCGAGAGGGCUCAGGGGUACUUAAAAGAAGCCAUUUCAGUGGGGCAGUGCGUUGAAGAUAAAUCCCACUUGGGGGUGGUCCAUGCAAAUUUGGGUCUGAUUUUGUUGCAGAAAGGGGUUGCCAAAGAAGCCGAAAUUUAUUGUUCAGAGGCGCUAAGACUAGGAAAAAAACACGAAAAUAACGAAUCCGUGGAGCAAGCGAAGUACUGUUUCGACCAAAUCAAAUUGGCUUUAGGAAAAUAAUUUUAUUUAAUGAUUGGAAUUGUAGAAAUAAAUUGUACGACAAUAA
Zophobas morio is the source of this 1270-nucleotide messenger RNA. It is a transcript of the gene Ttc19, whose product is annotated as tetratricopeptide repeat protein 19 homolog, mitochondrial. The annotation marks the transcript as partial. The transcript has 4 exons. NCBI's taxonomy places the organism in Eukaryota, Metazoa, Arthropoda, Insecta, Coleoptera, Tenebrionidae. Gene Ontology annotation, cellular component: mitochondrial inner membrane. Gene Ontology annotation, biological process: mitochondrial respiratory chain complex III assembly. Gene Ontology annotation, molecular function: protein binding. The record is from RefSeq and is a predicted model, not a curated record.